UUGGCCAGCCCCGAGACGGUCAACAGCAAGACAACUCCAACUACUAAGCCUCUCACCUACGAGCCUGGUCGAACAAUUGCAGAGACCCACGAUGACUACCCUUACGAACAUCUCCUCCCCACAUUCCCAGCCUUGAAAUGGGAGCCCUUGCAAGAAGUCCUCUACCACGACAAAGGUCUCCUCGGCAGCCCAACAUUUUCUUCUCUCCUCACCACUGCAACUUCCAUCCGCGACUACAACCCAAAGAUCGGCACCGAAGUCACAGGCCUCGAUCUUGCUGCCCUCACUUCAGCACAGAAAAACGAUAUCGCUAGAUUGAUAGCGACAAGAGGUGUUGUGUUUUUCCGCAACCAAAAGAAUUUCGACAUUGAGGCUCAAAGGGAAUUGGGAAAGUAUUUUGGUACUCUGCAUAGACAUGCCACGACGAGUGUACCCAAGCAGCAGGGUUUGGAAGAUGUCCAUGUGGUGUUUGCGGAGGGUGCCAGAGGAGCGAGAAACCACAUCUUUUCGCCGAGUUUCUUGUGGCAUAGCGAUCUCCAACCNCCUUCCUACACAUCGCUGAAACUGCUAUCUGGGCCUCCCAGUGGUGGCGGUGGCACAACACUCUGGUCGUCUCAAUAUGCCGCUUACGAUGCCAUGUCGCCGUUCAUGCAGCAAUAUCUCUCUUCGCUAUCUGCCGUCCACUCGGCAGACAUGCAAGCUGCCGACUCCAUCCGCGGCAACAGACCCGUGCGAAGAGAUCCUGUUACCACCGUACAUCCUCUGAUCCGCAUCAACCCAGUCACAGGCUGGAAAUCUCUAUUCUACAAUCCGGGGUUUGUGACAAAGAUUGUGGGCGUGCCGAGAUUGGAGUCUGAUCAUAUCGUCUCUUACCUCAAUGAACUCAUCGCGACAACGAAUGAGAUACACGUCUCCUUUGAUUGGGGCAAAGACGAUGUUGCGUUUUGGGAUAACAGGAUUUGUGUAAGUUGCUUUUCAUCUGCUCGUUUCUGUCUGGGACUUCUGCGAGCACAUGCCGUUAGAGUAGCCACUCAUGGUGAAAAACCGUAUUACUCUGCAGAAGGAAAGUCCCAAGAAGAAGAGUUGAAUGCAAAGUAUGGGUUACCUGCGGCCAACAAGGAUUGUAGUGGUGUGGGGAACUACAAUGAU
Aureobasidium vineae is the source of this 1149-nucleotide messenger RNA. Lineage: Eukaryota; Fungi; Ascomycota; Dothideomycetes; Dothideales; Saccotheciaceae. The record is from the annotation of a GenBank genome assembly.